AUGGCCUUUGAAAAUAUUCGCUGGUUUCAUGUUUUCUUCGUUGUAUUUCUUGCCUCGAAUGUGGACACAGUUACGGCCGCGAGAGAGUUACUCAGGAAUAACAUUAGUGAACCUCAAGCUAUCUGCAAUGACAAUUCUAGAGCCACGUUUUAUAUCGGAGCAAAGACAUCGAAGAAAUGGAUUGUGUUCUUCGAAAGUGGCGGAUUUUGUUCCUCGUUCGCAGACUGCAACAGACGUUACUUGAGUAAAGAUUCAACGAUCUUGAUGACUUCGAACAAGCUGCCUGAUAGAAUUACUGGACGAGAUCUGCUCUCUGCGUCUGGCAGCGAAAACCCAGCUUUCUUUGGAUACAAUCACGUUCUCGUUCCAUACUGCAGCAGUGAUCUUUGGCUUGGCUUGAAAACUAAUCCCAACAAACCGUUCCGUUUUGUGAACGAUUCGUCCGUCGAUAACUUCAGUUUUAGAGGACAGACGAUUUUUCGUUCGGUUUUCAUGGAUCUGCUACAGCUUCAUAACUUGAAAGACGCCGAGGAGAUCAUUCUUGCGGGAAGUAGCGCAGGGGGAAUUGGUAUUCUGAAUCACGCGGAUUGGGUCUUGAAGUACGUAGUGGAAACACAUCGUUUAAACGCCAGCCUUUUGUCUUUAAUCGACUCAGCCUGGUUUAUCGACUUUCAGGGUAGUCUCCAGGGCAGAGUGAAUCCCAAGUUCACAUCAUUCGCAAAUAUUUCGUCGCCUGCUUGUUUAGAUUAUUCGCGUGGUCACACUUGUUGCCCAUCAGCACCAUGCAUGAUUGCGCGCGGGUAUUAUCCCGCAAGAGUCCCGUUACUUUUGAUCUCAAGCAUGUAUGAUAUUUACAUGUUUGGUGAAGUUGUUAAGACACUAGAAGCCGAAGGAAAAACGGCAAAUGAGCACUCUGCAGAUUUCAUAUCUGCUAUAAACAUGUACGGCGGUGCGAUGAAUGAAUCUUUAUCGUCAUCAGAAGAACAGUCAUUGAAUGUGAGCUUCUUUACACCAGCAUGUUUUCAACACAUUUAUUUUGCCACCUCAAGUUUGUGGGACGAGAAUGGGAUCUUUUCUCCUUCAAUGGAAGUUGUAGUUGGAAAUGCAAAAUUUAGGUGAGUCAUUUAUUAUAAGUUUUCGGGUCAAUGUCAGCACCUACCCCUCCCCUAACCCAAAAUUAACCCUAAUAUGCCAUCAUUGGACUGUUGAUGGGUUACGAGAGGGACGUGUGCCAUAGCUCACACACUCUCAUUAAUCCAAUUUUUUUAUGUCUCUUUCACCAAAUUUUCCCCGUCACUUAGAUUGGUCGUUGUGAUUGCUUUGAUUUUGAUUUCACGACACUCAAUUUGUUUUGUGACUCUAAACUCAUUUUUAAUUUUUCAUUUGGCGACUUUUAUUUAAAACAAGUUUUAAAUGGUUUAAAGCAAAUAUAAAUCCCAUGUUUCCGUGCAUCUGUUGCGACACACUCAGGUGCACCACGUGAGACCCCUUCGCCACCUCGUGUGCCAUGGUAAUAGAUUACAGAAAGCGUCAAAAUGUGAUUAAAAUGGCACUGACUCAGUCAUACCACGCCUCGGGUGCUACUCCCUUGUUCUUACCACAUUUUGACGUCAUCUGUGAUCUACGACCGUAUUAACUCAUGGCAAUAUGGAAUUAAUUUGCUUUGUAUAAUAAAAAAGCACACUGUUGUUAAUGGUGACACUAUCUAAGUCUGACUUCGAAGAGAUCCUAAGUAAGAACCAAUUAAAAUCAAAAUGAAUGUAAUAUCAUAUUUUGGCCCUUUACUGAUCGCAGUUAACUCAUAUCGCAAGUGGGAAGCAGUUCUGUUAAUGUAAUUGCAGGAAAGGAACUUGGAAAAAAACAGCAGCUUCUGUGGGGUUUGAAAAUGCGCCUCUAGGAUUCCAGCAACGUUGCUCUGAAAACUGAGCCAUGUAAGUCACAUAACGGAAAGAGGGUUAUUUGUGGUCAUAUUGCUUCACGGAUAACAAAGAACCCCUGAGAAUUUGCCUCGCUUUCAACAUGUGGCCUCGUCACUCACUUGGUAGUGGUGGCGCGCAGAUGGUAUCUAGGAGGCAUGUGUUCGACCCAAAGUUUUUUACAGGCUCUUCUUUCUUAUUUUUGUAAAACUUUCCCCAAUUACUAAUAUGUUUGCCUGGUUUUUCACGUAGGAACAAAGUGCGAAGAAAAACUUGGGAGACAACAAAAAUAUCGAAGACCAGCAUGAAAGAUUUUGUAUCGACAUGGGUGAGAUCACGUGACGCUUCCAUAAAACUAAUUGACAGCUGUAUCGGUGCUCAGUGCAACCCUACGUGUCCCCAGCAGUUGUUUUUUAUAGAUCCUGCGGUGAACUGGGUCGAGGUGGUCAAGAUUGUCAUAAUCAUUCUGUCCCUGUCCAUCACAGUCACGUGCUUUGGUUUGAAGGCCGUAUUCAUGCUGUAUCAGUAUCACCUGUCAAAAAAACAAAGGCAGCACUUGACCGAUACUGAAUCUAAAGAAGCACAAAAAGAGGUGAGCUAUGGAGCAGUAUUUAAUACGAUGUCUUGAGAAGUCUUUGAUUGCACCCACAUGUGAUUAUGUAAAAGGUAAAGUCUAUGCUGGAGUUAAGAGUCCCUCUCAACUUACUCUGGUCUCCAUAGCAUUAAGCGACUUGUAGCAUCAUUAAACCUCCCUGGAUGGGAAGUUAGUCCAUCGCAGGGUUACCCCCACCACCUAGGCUAAGAGAGAUACUGUGAGAGUAAGAAUUCUCGCCCAAAAACACAACACAUUGAUCGCAGACCUCUCGAACUGGACUCGAGCGCACGACCGUCGAGCCACCGCGCCCCGCGCCUCCCACUUGCCUUAUGAUUGUGAGUAAAAAUUGCGCCUUCCUCUCAGCAAAUCAAAAUCAAAACCUACCGGGCAAAAGUGCAUCACGACUUACUCGUUUAUGCUUUCCAGCGAUGCUUACCCUGAGCACUAUUUUCCUUCUAAUAUUUCCAUUUUUAUGAUUGGUCAGUGCCACUAAGAGCCUUGUAUAGUUAACACAGUCUUUCUGUAGCUCCCAGCGAUGGGUUCAAUCGACCAGAAAUAUAAUGGAGAACAUUGGUACCAGAAAGACCCCAGGACACCUAUUUUCAUUUAUGUCACGUUAGUAAUAAUUGCACAUGGAAAACAUUUAUUUGAAUAUACUUUUUAUGUGCGUUUUUACAACAGUUGCCUCCGGCACAACCCAGCGAAAUAAUCAGCAUCGCCUGUUUAGCACUCAGCUACUCAGUCGACGUAAACAAGAAGAAAACGAAAAACGACAGAGGUGAGACUUUAACCUUGGGGUUAAUCAUAAUCUUAGCCAGGACAGAUCAGCUCCAAAUGCGCAAUGAUACUUGAGUGUACACUUGACAUAGGACGGUUAUUUUAAACUAGAUUGUCAGAGAGAAUAAACGAGGAGACAGAUACACUCACUGAGUGACUGACAGACCGACCGACCGACCGACCGACCGACCGACCGAUCGACUGGCUGGCCGACAGACUGAGUGACUGAAUGACCGACUGACCGACUGACCGACUGACCGACUGACCGACUGACCGACUGACCGACUGACCGACCAACUGAUCGACCAACUGGCCGACAGACCAACUAACCGACGGACCGACCAACUGACCGACCGACCGACCGACCGACAGACCGACUGAAAGACCGACUGACUAUUUUGAAUUUUUUACAGACAAGCUGGCUCCUGAGACUAAAGUAGUUCAAACAGAUCAACCAGAAGACACAUCUCCCUUGAUGAUGAGAAAUGAUUUAGAUAAUGUGUUCGAGGAGGAGGAAUCAACAAGCCUUUCCAGUGAAUCAAAUGGAGAAAUCGACUCUUUCCCAAGCGAUAACUUGGGUUUUGAGAGCUUAAUGUCUCUAACGCCUGAGCGAACAGAUUUUACCAAAAUGAAAUUACAUUCUACUCAGAAUGGUCAUUCUCAUAGUCAAGACAAUCCAAGAGUGAAGGUAAAAGAGGCGAAGACCAGAAAUGGACAAAACCAAAAACCAAUUCUAAAGAAUGUCUCUGUUUACUUUAAUCCUGGAGAGUUGGUAGCCAUCUUGGGUCCCUCGGGAUCUGGAAAGACAACUCUACUAGAUUUGCUGACAGGAAGGCGAGAAACAGGCAACAGCCAGGUACGUAGGACGUCAUAGGAAAACUCAUACGAGAGUCAAAAUAUAUUUAAGGAGCUUAUAUUAGAAUAUCUAGUUUUUGUAUGUAGAAUACAGAUUUAAAUGGAAAAUUAAGAGCAUUGUAAACAGUUGGAACAAAGGGAGUUUUAUAAACUCAAAAAGGUAAAGAAAGAGCUUGAACAGGAUUCAAAUUCUUGGCCGUCUCCGAUACAGGUGCAGCGCUUCGGCUGAAAAGAUUGUGGUGCUAUUUACUGUGUGAACAGUCAUGCUGGUAACUCGUGCAAACCAUAUAUGCGAUUGAAAAUACGGUCUAAGAAGGACUAUUUGGUCCCACAGAAAUUCCGCUAUUCAUCCGUUUACCUCAGUGGCUCUAAAAAGAAGUGUACGUUUACCUCGCUACUUUGAAGAUCGUUAACUACUUGCUCUCUAUGCGCCUCCACACUGUGAUUAAGCUUUACAACGUUUUCUUGAUUCGCAGGGUGCGGUGUUUAUAAAUGGAGUUCCUAGAAGUCUUGGUAAUGUGCACAAAUGGUUCGCUCGCAAGAUUGGUUACGUGUUACAACUGGCUGUGCCUUACUAUGAAGAACUCACUGUGCGGCAGAAUCUCGUUUUCGCUGCUCACAUGCGGCUGCCUAAAUCAGUGAGCAAUGCACAGAAGUUUGAACGCGUUGAACAGAUACUUGCAGAGGUAUUUCACUCUUGCUACUUUCAAAUGAUAAGUGAACCUCAAAGGAAUGAUAAAAGCUCCAUGUUCCCUGUUUCUCAUUCUUCAUUUUCCGUUUCUCGUCGUCAUAACAUACUUCGAGUAUGAACACUAGAGUCUGCUGUAUGACACAAGACCCCAAUUUAAGGCACUAGUAUCCGAUUUUGUGCACUAGAGUCCGAUUUUAGACACAAUUAACCGACUUCAGACACAAGUGAUCUAUUUCUGACACUAGUUUCCGAUUUUAGACACAAGUGUUCGAUCUUAGAACUAGUGUCCGAUUUUAGACAUUUGUGUCCGAUUUUAGACAUUAGUGUCUGAUUUUAGACAUUAAUGUCUGAAUUUUUUACAUUAUUGUCCUAUUUAAGACACUAGUGUUCAAUUUAAGAUUCUAAUGUCUAAUUUUAUUUGCUAUCGUGCAGUUUUAAACACAAGUGUUUCUUUUUAGAAACUAAUGUCCGAUUUUAUACACAACUGUUUGAUUUUAGACACAAGUGUUUCCUUUAAGACAUUGUUGUCCGAUUUUAAACACUAGUGUCUGAUUUUAUACACUACCGUUCGAUUUUAAUCACAAGUGUUUCAUUCUAGACACUAUUGUCCGUUUUAUAUCAAUAGUGUCUGAUUUUAGGCAUUUAAAAUUUUCUUAAACAAAUUUGGAUGGGGCGAUACCGCUGGAUGGAUGGUUUGUUUUGUCUUUUGAAUUUGGCGCGACUGCACGUUUGAAACCGCUGCCGUGCUAUGCCGAGCCAAAUUCAUUUGAGGGAAUAUUACAUAUUACAUAGACUGUUCGCAGGGAUCAAGUUAAUGCUAUCGUGACAGCCAAAGUCUCUCAACCUUCCCCCACCCCUUCCCCGGUGAUAAAUGAUAAACUGGUCUCUUAUUAGCUGUGGUUCCUGUGGUUCUUAAACUUGCCAUCGAUUCCACAACUUACCUGUUGCAGAUCGGUCUUACGUCUCUGGCUGAUACAGUUGUUGGUGGGUCUGUGGGUCAAGGUCUCAGUGGAGGACAGAAACGUCGAUUGUGUGUCGCUCUUCAGAUGAUAAAUCUGCCAUCUGUGCUUUUCCUUGACGAACCAACUUCAGGUACGUUGUUUUAAUAGCGAAUUUUAGAUUUCUCUUUAGUGCGUGUUUAUAUGUGUUUAUACCUUGAUUUUUUAAAUGUAUAUUUUAAAAAUUAGGCGCAUUCUCAAGAUAGCCCUUCUUAAUUCGUAAAGAUUCUUAAGCGUUCUGACGGAUAUAUCCAAGUUAUUUCAGUCCUUGGACGCAAAGUUUGGGGAAGUCCAAAGACCCCACUUCUCGUCAGAGGCAGUCUCACGAACGUUGUCACUGGAUCUCGUGUUGCAGUUAUGAUGUUCACUAUCCCAAUACUAUAGAAUCAUUUAACCCUUGUUUAAUUUCAAAAUGCUCAAAUUAACGUACAUUCUUUAAAAUCAGGUCUGGACGCAACAUCUUCCCUGGAGCUGUUGAAUCUUCUAAAUGUUGUUGCUGAGACAGGCAGACUAGUGAUUCUCACUAUACAUCAGCCGAGGGUGGAAAUCUUCCAUCUUUUCCACAAGAUUAUCCUUAUGUAUGAUGGUCAGGUGAGCAAACCUUCCCUGUAAACGAGGACGAAGGGGAAGGGGGGGGAGGUUUACCACUUAACAUUCGUCCUAAGGUGGUUCCUCCAAAGAGGUCAAAUUAAGUGUGAACCGAGCAUGCUCGACCUGAUGAUGAUGAUGAUGAUGAUGAAGUGUGAACUCCGUCCAUACAUACACACGCACACCCCUAACACUGACUUCAGCUUCAAUAGCAUAGAUAAUGUUCAUGGUAAAAUCUAAUAUUUUUAGAAUUAUAUCCAUUAAAAUUAUUAGAAGAUAAAUAAGGAGGGCUUCCCUUUACGUGCUUAUCAACCGUCACGCUCAUGACUUUAGGUGGCGUAUUACGGCGAGCCUACAUCAGCCCCGACUCUCUUUCUUAAAGCCUAUCUGCAGUCAACAACUGAAGAAUUUCGACUCAGUGAAGAAGCGCCAAAAAUUGAUGCCAAAAACCCUGCAGGUAAGCUGCAAGGUCCACCCUAAGAUUGGAGCAAUUAGUUAUCCGAGGUCUGACAUUGGUUUUGAUUUAGUUCGUUCAAGGAUUAAUUGAAAAACUCGCACCUUAGCUUUAUAUCGCACAACAUGAAAAAUCAAAACUAUUUGCGAGUUGGUCGCUUGCGUUUUUCCGCGCUUAAGACCAGGGAAAAGACGUGCUUUUUCUUUGAGUUCUUAUUGGCUCCUUGAGAUGCACGUCUUGGUUCUGAUUGGCCGUUUAGAUAAAUUUGCGUCUGGCUUUUAGACACUGGAUCGGAAGCCGUUCUGUUCGUUGGUUAAGGGAGUAUUUCGAUCAUAUUACUCAUAAUGUUGUUCGCUUUUAAUAUAGGUUGGAAUUCUCAACCUUUCAAUCUUUGAAAAAAGAAAACAGAGAAAGGCAAAGAUUUGGUCGCAUAGCUAACAGGAUUUAGCUUUUAAUUUCGCCACUCUGUUAGCGACGACUGAUCCCCCACUUCGCUCCACCUUAAGAACCCUGCUAUCCUUGCAAAAUCCUCCGCCACUCCUCCCUCCCCCGCAAAAAAUAUGAAGUGGUCCUCAAGUUUAAAUUUGGUGGAAUUCAUAUAUGAAGGUAAAGAAUAGACAAUUCUUAAAUUGAAAAGCAUACGAUUUACUUAUCUAUCCAGACACAAUUAUGGAUAUAAUGAACUGCAGUGAGGCUCGCCGAGCCAUCCUGGAUUAUUACCAAAGAAGUGGUGAGCCAGAGGCAGUCCAGGAAGCUAUCAAAAAGGCACAGGAAGACGCAAGAAACAUUUUUACUAUGCAAAACAUGAACUCCGACAAAGAGGAGUAAGUAUUCUGCGUCGGUGUAGCUAUCACGCUUCCCAAACCAGCAUUUACACGAGAUGUAGGCAUCAGACACCAUUUUUUUAUGUUCGCAAUCAAAAAGUGCCUUUGAAAAUAUGAUUCUGACCAUGUUUCGAGAUUCAUAAGAGUAACUUGCCCUUUCGAAUACUGUCGUCAAAUGAGCUGAUGAUUUGAGCAUAGAGACGGCCCUUUUUAAUCUUGGUUAGUAACCUUGCCGUUUAUCCGCGACGUAGCAAAGUCUGUCUCCUGUUUCAUAAAUCUUAAAGGCUUUUUGAAAAAGGCUUCGUGCAUAGUCGAAUUUAAAGCACAUUUGAAAACAACAUUCGAACUUUCACGUAUCUCUUCAGAGUUUUAAAAAAGCGUGAAUGAAUCACUUCAAAGCCUGUAAUGAGUCUCAUCAAAGCCUGUUAUUAUAGCAAAUCAUUGUUUUUUUCUUGGCAGGAUAAACGAUGCAGGAAUAUUUAACAGAAUAUUUGCGUUGGAAGGCCGAACUUCCCUGAGUCAAACACUUGCACAAAUUUGCUACUUUCCUCUGAUAUUCUUCUUGUUUGGAUUAGUAGUAGGUAGGUAUGCCCUACCCCUGUCAAGAAUAAUGUUUGACCACACCUGUUUUAGGGUGAGGUAAUGGUCUGGCCCAGUCAGCCACUGGUCCCGAGUAUGGGCAUGAAGUGGCCAAGGGUAUUACUACUUCCCCCUGAAUUAAAUGCCAUCACAAGGUUACCCCUCAGCAUUUCAUCAGGCUUCCCUGACAACUCACCGCCACCCAUUUACGCUCCCGGGUGGAGAGAGGCACUGGGAGAUCAAAGUGUUUUGCCCACGAAAACGACCUGGCUAGGUCUCGAGCCCAGACCUCUUGACCCGGAGUCUAGCGCACUAACCUGGAUCAGAGACCAUGAAAUCGAGGACGUUUAAUAAGUACCAAAGAACUACUAUAUUUUAAGAUGUCGAGAGACAAGUGAUUAUCUCUUAUCAGAAUCGGAAGGAACUGACAUUGGUUGAGGGCCAAAUUUGAGAAUGCUAUCGAAACCAUCCACAUAUACUACUUGUAAUCUGUCUGACCAGAGAUUGCAAACUUUGAUUUCUGUGCGUCUUUGAUGAUUCAGGCUUCGCCCUCAUUGCCUAUCACGCAAUACAAAUUUAUGAAAUAUUGGACACAAAUCUUUUUUAAUGUGUUACAUAAUUUUCCCAUCAGGAACAAUUUACUUUCGGGCGCAGGACAAAGAUGGGAUUUUGCUGAUGUCAGCAUUUUGUGUCUAUUGCUGCUGCAGCCCCUUGUUUCUCAGCUCAGUUCUAAUGGCGCAUCUAAACAAAGCUCUAAAUGUGAGUAGAUUGAGCAUUCUGAUUUUUGCACUAAAUUUUUUUCAUUACGAUACUUUUUAAGGUGAUUCCUCAGUGCGCAUCCUGUACUGCGCAAAAAAAUCACGUAAUCGGGCGAAUAGGCGCGCGCAAGAACACGGUGUCGUUUUUCCAAUAAAAGGACCAGGUAAAUAGAUACGAUGAUCUUUAGCUCGUGAACGAGCACGGUGACCUAUAUUUUUUGUUCCAUAAUUUUGGUGUAUAAAUUUUCCCCUUUAAACUGGACAAACUAAGAAAAAUUCAUCGAAGGGAAAAAAAAAAUAUGACUGAAAAGCGUGCACAAAGCCUGUUACUCGUGGAUGCAAAUCAUGACCUUGAAAAGAACGACUCGAGGAACGUUUUGCGUGUAUGCUGUUUAAAUUUUCAUGUAUUUCAAAUUGCUCCAUGCGCUCGAAAAAUUCUAUCUAUCAAGUUUCUUGAGUGUCACUUUAACAAAACCUUGCUUCCAGCUGCAGCAAAAUGUCAAAAUGUACCGUAAACCGAUCAAAUAAUUCGCGUGAUAAGUGUCAGUACAGGCAUAAAUGAUUUUUGUAAGGAGUAAGUUUGGCCCAUUUUAUCUCCUACACAAGCACGGUGACCUAUCUUUCUUAUUGUUUAGGAAAGUUGAAAAAAAGGCGUUCGAUAAAUUCAUUUUCUGAGGAAUCACCCUAAGGAUUUCCUGUCGUACUGUAUAAGUGUUACUAUAUUAUAUAAGGAAGAUUUUCUGAAAUAAGCACCUUCUUGGGCCCUCUUGGGGUUCAAGUCUGAAUAAGAAAGGGGGGGGACUAAGGGUCAUGCGUCUCCUCCGGGGCUAACAGACCACCAUCUCUGUGCAAGACCUUAGUCGCGUUAUUUAAUGACAAGCAGAUAUUUACUGUAUUUUUGUGCCUGCAGAUAUAUCACCUUGAACGUGCUGAUGGGUGCGGUCGGUCAUAUGAGAAUGUGAUUCAGACAUACGUGCGCAUUGCUGCUCUGUGUGUGAUUCCAAUUCUAGUCCGUUCGGCGAUGUCUUAUUUAUUGGUAGGUUACGCAAACCUGGGUAACGUUAAAAAUAAGACCUACAAGUUUGCCCGGUUGUGCUACACUCCCGAACACCGACUACCUCCCUUGCCCCCCUCAAUGUUGGUCUGCAAGAUGGUUUAGAAAUAUUGGCAGUUGACAACAUUUGAAGAGGGAGAGCGACGAAAGUACAUCAUAGACGUUGUCCUGAAGAAGUAUCCUCAUCGAUUUUGCAUGAGUGUCCACUCUUAGACACACUUGUCAGGUCACCGUCUCCCUCCCCUCCCCUUGUUAAUGGUGGUUUGCAAGAUGGCAUAAAAACAUUAGCAGAAGACGGGCGAUAAAACGUCAUAGCCGUUGUUCUGGCGAAGUGUCCAAAAUAAUUAUAUCACGGAGUUAAGUUAUCCCUUUGCAAUUAUGAGAAACAGCUUAUUAUACCACGCAUAGAAUGCAUGUUAAAUAAUGCAGAUUUUGCAUGUUAUGUCAUACAUGAAUGAUCGUGCGCAAGCAGAAGUGUUCAUGAACAUGCGAGGCAAACUGCAGUGACAAGCACAACGAGAGCUACAAGCUUUUUACAAGACUAUUAGUCUUAUAAAGUUGUCUUUUCGUAUGCAUGCCUCAGCUUACGUCUUCAAGAGUGAUCGUUAAACUGUUUACAGGAAAGUUUCACCAUGAUCGUUUUAACAGUCAAAUCUUAAGAAGUAGUUGGGGCAUGCGAACCGAAAUUCAAAAACUAAUAUUUUUGAAGAAUUCGGGUCCAAUUUAACACGUUGUCACCACCGACUGCCCUUUCUCUCGACCAAAAUUAAAAUACCAAAGAACAAGGACAUUUAAAGAUAUUUCUGUUCUAUUGACGUCACACACGUAAUAGGUGGAUAUUGACAUUCCAUCCUGUCCAUAAUCUCCAUGAGUAGAAACUUCUUCUCGGGAUGCAACAUGCCAAACACAUUUUCCGGCAUUUUUGUCCCAAAACACCGAUUAUCGAAUUCAGAGACAGCGGUUGAAUAAAGCGAUACGCUUACCCUUAUCAGUGAAUGUAUCUCUCUCCUGUGUGGCUGAGAUAAACAUAAAAAAAAAUUUGUAUGUGAAAAAAUUGAUAAUAAACAAAUUAAAUGUAUAUAUCCUGAUUUUUUUCUUCUUUCCUCAGGUCAUGACGUCGUAUGAUUUGAAGACAUUUUUCUUGUUAAUAAUCAUCUCAUUGGUUUUAAACCAAACCUGGAUUGCAGUCUACAUGAUGGUGAUUUGUGCACAUCCGGGAUUCGCUAGUCGCAUUUGUCCGAUGGUAUCCGCCAUCGGAGGCUUCGCGGGGGGCUUUUUAGUACCCAGACCUCAAAUGCCGGCUGGGUGAGUGAAAAAUUAUCGAUUUCACUAACAUAUCAUCAAGUUUGCUCCUUCAACGACUUCGUCAUCUUAACGACGUCAUAAACUUAACGAAGUCCGAAAGUUGCCGAAGUCGUUAAGAUAACGACGUCAACAACUUAACAACUUCAUUGACAUAUCAGUCAACGCCUCAGUUAAGGUAUAAAACACGACACUAGAGUAAUAGCGUGUUGGAAUAGCAACGUCAUUACUACUAAAAUAUUUCCCCGUAGAUUAUUGAGGAGAAUUUGGUUUCAUAAGAAAACAAAAUAUUCUGUAUCGAACUGUUUGAGUAUUUUUCAUAAUCUUAUGACAAAAUCGGCUUGAAAUUUUGCGGAAAGUUACCUGUGAUGGAGGUGAAACAACGAAGGCUUAACUGUGAAGUACCACGAUUAUUACAGCUCUGAACUUUUAAUUUUUACUAAUGGUGUCUAUUUUUAUUUACCUUAGGUACAACCUACUAUUCUACAUCAACCCACAAUUCUACGGUUAUUCUGCUAUCUCCAAAGCCUUAUUACAAAACCUCCGCCUAAAAUGUGUUUACGAGUCCAAAUUGAAUUGUAUCAGUACUGAAGGCAAUGCUGUUUUGGCCGGAUUUGGGUUCGACACGGUCAAUAUUUAUGAACAUUUGGCGGUAAGUUUUCCUUUUCUUUUGAAUAUAAGAAAGAUUACUUCCGUUGAGCCAGAAAAGACAGUAAAUUUAUAGAGUGAUUGGUGCAAACCUUUUCACCCAACGUAAAGAUAAAACCAGGAACAAACUAAAGUCGCUUUUCCUUUAUCUUCUCAUAUAAUCGACACCAAAUUGAUUUCUACAACUACAUCGGACAUGUAUGUUCGACGUCCAUGCUAUACAUGCUAAUUUAAAAUGUUUCAAAAACGUAUACUAAGACACGACACUCUUUAUAUUCCAGUACUACCAUUAACAUUGCUCUGCAGAAAAACAAUUACGAAUGAACAAUGAAAUUAAUUUAAUGCUGAUUGUUCCUCUGAUUACAGAUAAUGCUUGGGAUGACAGUAAUAUCAUUAAUUUUCUCCUGGCUGUUUCUGGAAGUAAAGAACAUGAAGAUGAAAUUCUCCAAAACGUAUGUAGCGGUUGUUUGUUUAUGCAUAGCCUCUUCUCAAAGUAACCUCAAUGUUAGUUCGAGUAACGUCAGAAAAUUGGAAAAUAUCGGAAAAAAAAAUUGCAAUUUACGUGUUCAUGUUGGUCGAAUAACACGACAGAGCCAAAUGUUAACUCUAUAAGGGAAACGGUGUUUUCGUAAAGAAAUUCAUUCUAGACAGAAAUUAACAUUUGAACGAGCCUGGAAAUAUUCGUGGGUUUUUGUAUGUAGUCUAAGAUGCCUUCACAAGGCAAAUUCGGUAAAGAGUUGAACGAUGGCGUCUCUGAAAUUAGGCGUUUCCUUCAUCUACACAACUCAAAUCCAAAUUUUACAAUGGACAGUAAUGCCUCAAUCUGAUUGGCAAAUUUACCGCUUGGGACAAGAGCAUAGACAACGCUGCUAGCGUCCAUGUGUCAUAUGAUUCCUUUACCAGCUCUUAACCCUUUAAAUCCCAAGAUCUGAUUCUAAAUUCUCCCCUCUAGCUGCUACACAUUUCCUUUUAAGUCAGUUUUAAGAAUUUGGUGUCAGAUCAAGAGAACAACCUCUACUUGACAAGUUUAAGUAUUCUCAUUACCUGUAUGCUGGAUAAUGUGUACAUAUAAUGGGGAGAAUUAACAUGUUAAUCAACUCUAGGGGUUAAAGGGUCCAACAUGGAUGACUCGGAAAUUUCGACGUCGACAUUGUGGUUAAAAAAAAAUCGACAAUAGUUUGGCGUGGUCUGUACUCUUAACCGUUUAUCUCCCAAAAUCUCGUUAGUUCUCCUCACUGCCUACAUACAGUUCUCGUGAUGUUAGUUUAGAGAAUUUAGUAUUGGAUCAACUUAUAAUCCCCUUAUUUAUAUUUUUCUCAUUACUUGUCAGCUUUGUAUUGUAUUGAUAUUGUAAGGAGAAAUUCUGUCUUGGUCACUCAUGGGAGUUAAAGGGUUAACAACAACUAUAUUUGUCAUCACAGUGGUCAAAAUUUGUUGCGGAUUUGACCAUCAGCGAAUAUAGUUGUCGAUAAUACUACACACCACGCUAAAUCACCGUCGAUUAGUUAAAUAGCACACCGACCCUUCUUCAAAAUAUCAACUUGUAUGAAAGGCGUAUUUUCACGUAAACAAAAACAGCAACAGUUUCCGCAGUCUACAUUUUGACUUGAACGUCAAAGGCAGACCCCGAUCCAAUAAUAUGCAAAAACAAAAACGCUCUUUGCCUCCUCCCCCCGUCCUCCCCUCCCCCCCUCCCCGUCACUCCUCUGCUAUACCAGAAAUGUCGGACGACUCACAAUCACUCAACUAAUCUUAUUGUUCUAUUGACUUAGGUCAUCAAAAAUAUCAAGGUCACAAGUGGAUAAAAUACUAGAAGAAUCAAUCGAGCUUCUAAAUGAGGCUGGCCACACAGCUAACCCCACUCGCCGGAGGUCCACGUUAGGCAUUGUUACCCAUGACGACGGACUGCACACCGUGAAGCUUCCGGACAGUCCCAUUUCUCGCGAGUACCAGCCAGAUCCAGAUGUUGUUUCUUUGAUGCCACAAACGAGUCCUGUCAUGUCUCGAGAGAGUCGGUGGGCGAUUGUUCGUAGGCGUAUGGCGGAGAGAAGGUUAAGCACCCAUCUUGAGAUGCAGAACGUUCAGAGAAUCGUCAGACAUUCCACAUUUAUACAAUCAAAACAAGUUCAGUCUCAAAUGGCAAGGACGCGAAAGAAAACUAUACCUCUGCCACCGAGAAGUAGACACAACAGUGACCCUGGAGCAAACGGACAAAAACCAGAACCAAAAAAGAAACGUCACCAGUCAUACCAUGAAACCAACGAUCACAACCCUAUGAAUCUUGAACUGAAAAUGACAACUUGGCAACCCGCGCCACGACCAAAGAGUGUCUGUUUUCCUGUGGUUGAAGAGGGAGAUCAAGAAAUGACGAGUCGUAGCUCGUCAUUGAAAAGUAUCCGUGAACAUGAUGACGCGUUUGGCUCUGUGGAAGAAGAAGAGGAUACCGCGAAUAUCGUUGUUGACACCAAGUUUUAAAAAUAGGGAAAGAGCAAUAGACAUUUUUUCCUUCAUUACGUAAUUAAUAGUAAAAAAGUCACAUUCAAAGACAAGUGCUGAGUAAGUAGGCUUUAAUAUCAGUUGACUUCCCUGAUGUCACAACGUCUUUAUAAAUACUGAUUUAUUUAUCAUGCAUAAUCUUCACAGUUAACUGCACA
Molecule: messenger RNA, 14693 nt
Organism: Pocillopora meandrina
Lineage: Eukaryota; Metazoa; Cnidaria; Anthozoa; Scleractinia; Pocilloporidae
Source: the annotation of a GenBank genome assembly